Molecule: messenger RNA, 420 nt
Organism: Prunus armeniaca (apricot)
Lineage: Eukaryota; Viridiplantae; Streptophyta; Magnoliopsida; Rosales; Rosaceae
Source: the annotation of a GenBank genome assembly
AUGCAUUUUCCAAGUGAAGACCACAUGAAUGUAGUUAUUCGAAUACUUAGAUAUUUGAAGUCUGCACCUAGAAAAGGACUUAUGUUCUCAAAACAUGGUCGUCUGAAUAUUGAUGGUUACACAGAUGCAGAUUGGGUAGGAAGUAUAACGGAUAGGAAAUCCACAUCCGGUUACUUCACAUUCAUGGGAGGUAAUUUGGUUACAUGGAGGAGCAAGAAACAUAAAGUGGCCAUCUUCUCCAAUGCAGAAGUUGAGUUUAGAGGUAAGACCAAAGGAAUUUGCGAACUCAUUUGGUUAAAGAGCAAGGCUGCAAUAGCUAUUGCACAUAAUCUAGUUCAACAUGAUCGCGCCAAACAUGUUGAGAGCGUUCCACAAUUCACUGGACUAGUUGACAUUGGCGACAUCUAUGCACUAAUGUGA